Molecule: messenger RNA, 924 nt
Organism: Lagenorhynchus albirostris (white-beaked dolphin)
Lineage: Eukaryota; Metazoa; Chordata; Mammalia; Artiodactyla; Delphinidae
Product: zinc finger protein 334-like
Exons: 5
Biological process (GO): G protein-coupled receptor signaling pathway
Cellular component (GO): membrane
Molecular function (GO): thyrotropin-releasing hormone receptor activity
Source: RefSeq, a predicted model, not a curated record
AUGAACCAAGCGCACUGCAGCGCUGGUGUGGCUGGGCACCGGCGCCUACGCGCUUUGGCUCUUCCUGGUGGACACGCACGAGACCGCUCGCCUGUCUACUUCCUGGACUUUGCGCUCCUCUACGCGCUGUCCCUGGGCCUGGCCACCGUGUCCUAUGCACUCAUAGCACGCGUCCUCUUCGCGGGGCCGCUGCCUCCUGGUGACUGGGGACGAUCGGGCUCUGUGCACCAGGGCGGCCCCGCUGGCCAAGGGCGCUUCUCCUCCCGCGGCAGGAGGGGUGACCUCAACUCCCGAAAGCAGCAAACUCACAGAGGAGAGAAACCAAAUGAAUGUGGGAAAACCUUCUGUCAUUCAGCCCUCAAUGUGCAUCAGAGAUCUCACACAGGAGAGAAACCCUAUGAAUGCAGUCAGUGUGGAAAAAAUUUGUGUACUAAAGCAGCCCUCACGGCAUAUUAGAUAACUCAUAGAGGAGAGAAACCUUACCUAUGUAACAAAUGUGGGAAAUUUUUCUGCCAUAAGUCAACACUCACUAUACAUCACAGAACUCACACUAGAGAGAAACGCAGUAGACCAUAUGAAUGUAGCGAGUACGGGAGAAGCUACUGCCGGAAGUCGGCCCUCACUCGCCAUCAGAGGACACACACAGGAGAGAGACCCUAUGAGUGUAAUGAAUGUGGGAAAACCUUCCACCAGAAGUUCUCCCUUGUUCAACACCAGCGAACUCACACUGGGUAGAAGCCAUAUGAAUGUGCUGAACGUGGGAAAUCCUGCCAUAAGUCAGCCUUCAGAGUACAUCGGAGAAUUCAUAUGGGAGAGAAACCCUAGGAAUGUAACAAGUGUGGGGAAGCCUACCAUCGGCUAGGUGGUAAUAAGGGGACUAACCGUGGUAUUCCAUCCUCCUGGUUCCACAACCUGCCUGCAUGA